AUGACUGACCAACGACAAGAGCAACUCAUGAGGUUAAUAGUGAAGCGGUUCGAAAAGCGUAUGGACAACCAUGCCGCGGAAAACGCAAUCAUCGAGGAAAUCAAAUGCAUCAAUUUUAUGUGCCACUCGCAUUUGACUGUCCCAUUAGGACCCUUGAUCAACUUCAUAAUUGGACACAACGGCAGCGGAAAAAGUGCAGUCCUUACUGCCUUGACACUGUGCCUCGGUGCCAAGGCUACAUCUACGAACCGUGGACAGAAUCUCAAGAGUUUCAUCAAGGCAGGUGAAGAAGCGGCAAUGCUUGCCGUCAAGAUCAAGAACCACGGCUCUUCAGCAUACAAGCCAGAACUGUAUGGGAAGUCCAUCAUUGUUGAGCGUCAUUUCUCCCUGAAUGGAACGAGUGGAUUCAAACUCAAAAACUCCAAGGAAAAGGUUAUCUCCACCAAAAAGGCCGACUUGGAGGACAUUAUCGACGCCUUCCAGUUACAAAUAGACAACCCGAUGAACGUACUCUCCCAAGAUAUGGCGAGACAAUUUCUUAACCAUUCGACCGCUGCCGACAAAUACCGGUUUUUCCUCGAAGGUACAAACCUCCAAGAUCUAGACAACGAUUACAGGCUCCUUCAGCAUCAUAUCGAUGAGACAGAAGACAAGAUGAGGACCAGGAAAAGUGACCAAGAAAUUAAGAAAAAGAAGUUCCUUGAGGCAAAACAGAAAGCAAACCUUGCAGAUGAGCAUGUAGCAAUCGAGGGACGGAGAGACCAUUUUCUUGCUCUAUAUGCCUGGUUACAAGUGCGAGACCAGGAGAGUGCGCUCGAGACUCUGGAACGAAAAAUCGUCGAGUUCGACGAAGGAAUUGAGGAGAAGACCAGGGAAGCCGAAGCAAAGUCUGAGGAGCUCGAAGUUGCCCAGCGCCAAAAAGAGGAAGCUGAGACUGUAGUUGAAGAAGCGGGUGUUCCCGCAGGGCCAGUCCGGGAGGAUCUGCAGUCGAAGACAGCCACUUUCAACAAAAACAAAGAGGAUCUCAUGAACGUUAUGGCGCAGCAACGCGCAAUCAAAUCCGCUAUGCAGACCGACAGAAAGACGCUUCAAAACAUCGAGAACGAAAUACGGGACGAAAAGCGGCGCCAAGAAGAUGCAAACGGAGGUGAGCAUGGUGACAGACUAAGAGAAAUCCAGGACGCAAAAGCCAAGGCGGAGGAAGCGAAAGUAGCCUACCAAUCGCACAACCAUAACUAUGGCGCCCUUGCCAGGGCAAGGGAAGAGACUGAAGCAGCAAUGAACGAGUUUCAACCCACACUCACAAGAGCACGAGAGGACAUGGCAAAGCACGAGCGACUUCUUAGUGAGCUCAGGCAAGGCCAAGGGCGAUGGAUGGACGCGUAUGACCAGAAAUUGCCUAUGUUGCUCAAGGCUAUUGCCAGCGAGACGCGUUUCCGACACCGCCCCGUCGGUCCUUUUGGCAACCACGUACGGUUACUCAAACCAGAGUGGGCGCCAAUCCUGGAAAGAUCCUUUGGUGCUGCGUUGAACGCUUUUGCAGUAACCAACAAGCAGGACGAAUCUAUCCUGCGGGAGCUCAUGAGAAGGGUUGGAUUCCAAACUCCUGUCCUUAUCGGCAACAGGGAUGCUUUGAACACCGCUCCUCACGAACCAGACGCAAAUCUUUUGACUUGGAUGCGGGUUAUGAAGAUUGACGAUGAUCUGGUUCGCAAUCAAAUGGUCAUCAAUCAAUCCAUCGACCAGACUGUCUUAAUUGAGGAUUUCAAUGAAGCCCAAAACUUUGCGCAUUCUGAUGGCCAGAAACCGCGCAAUGUGAAGCAGGUGUUUGCCUUCAACCAGGACAGGAGAGGCGGUGGAAUGAGGCUCGGAUGGACUGGCGCCGGAGGAGCAACAUUGAGCCCUGUCAUGGCUUGGGAUCGGCGCCCUCGUAUGCAUGCGGACAGAGAAGCUCAGAUAAGGGCAACCGAGCGGCUCAUGGGCGACUGCAAAGAUGCUGUUCUCGACGCUGAACGAACCCUCCGAAGCCGCCAAGAGGCACACAAGCAAGCCAGACAAGCUGUUGAAAUUCACAAAAGAAAUUACAAAAACCUUCAGAUACAAAUGCAGAAGGCUCAGGACGACGUGGAAAAGAUGCAGGAUGCUUUGGAGGCCGAGACACCGCAGGCGGGUAAACUAGAAGCCUUGGAAGCUCAGCAUCAAGAACAAGAGGACGCGAGACAGGCUCAUGAGAAUCAGUUCGAAGACGCCGUAACGGAGCGCGAUAAGCUUAACGAGUUCCAAACCAUGCUCAGGUCCGAGAUGAGAGAGCUGGAGACGCAACUCACCAACAUCGAGAGGACUGUCGAAAAAGCAAGAAAUCGAGUUCAGAGAUUGGAAGAUAGGCGUCAACGAGCGCUGAUGGCGAAGAAUGCUGCACUUGAAGCCGUGGAGGCCGAAAGAGGACGGCGCACAGAUUUGGAAGCCGAAUGCGAGGCAAUGAGAGCGACAGUCGAUAGGUUCAUUGCCGAUGCCCAGAAGGUCUCAGAAAGGGUAGAGGUAUCCAGUAACCAAACCGUCGGGGGUGUGGAGAAGACGCUAGAAAAGAUUACGAGGGAUCUCGAAAGAUAUGCCCGGGAGCUUGGCGGUACGCGUGAGGAGCUCAACAUGAAAGUGAUGGAGGCAAGAGGCGAGUACGAGAAAGCGAGAAAAGAUGUCGAAGACAUGGACCAACUCGUUCACCUCUUGAAGAUUGCUCUGAUGGACCGGAAUGGAAGGCUCGAAAAGUUCAAGGUGUGCAUAGGAGACCGCGCCAAGAUUGCCUUCACGUAUUUGCUAGCGGCGCGCAAAUUUCGAGGCGAGAUGAGGAUCGAUCCGAAGUCCAAGCAGCUCGAUCUCUCGGUCGAACCGGACAUUACCAAGGAAAAAGGGCAGGGCCGCCAAACAAAGACGCUGUCGGGUGGCGAGAAAUCCUUCUCGACUGUGUGUCUCCUGCUGUCGCUGUGGGAUGCAAUGGGGUCGCCGACGCGCUGUUUGGACGAGUUCGAUGUGUUCAUGGACAGCGUCAACCGCGACAUCAGCAUGAAGAUGAUUAUCAACUCGUGUCGUCGGUCGCCCAGCAAGCAGUUCCUGUUCAUCACGCCGCAGGCCAUGGGCAACGUCUCGCUGGGCGAGGACGUCAAGAUCAUCAAGAUGAGCGAUCCGGAGCGCGGGCAGACGACGCUGCCGUAUUAG
This is a messenger RNA of Aplosporella prunicola CBS 121167, 3213 nucleotides long. RefSeq lists its product as uncharacterized. The record is from RefSeq and is a predicted model, not a curated record. NCBI's taxonomy places the organism in Eukaryota, Fungi, Ascomycota, Dothideomycetes, Botryosphaeriales, Aplosporellaceae. The transcript is spliced from 6 exons. The coding region runs from base 1 to 3213 and encodes 1070 amino acids. Gene Ontology annotation, biological process: double-strand break repair via homologous recombination. Gene Ontology annotation, cellular component: site of double-strand break; Smc5-Smc6 complex; nucleus. Gene Ontology annotation, molecular function: damaged DNA binding; single-stranded DNA binding.